UCCUCCGUUUCAAGCCUGCGCUCUUUCCAACCCGAUAAUCCACUUUAGAGCACCGACACCCGCUCGUUUCGAAACCCGCCGUUCUGGUUGCCCUUCUCGUUACCAUCCCCGUUUCCAUUCCAGUUCCCGUCGCCAACAGCCGCCGAGAUGGCUAUAGGAGGCCAAGGCCCUUGGGCCAUCGCAGUCAUGUGGAUUGUGACGGCCGUGACCUUCAUCUUCGUGAUCCUCCGCGCAUACACACGGAUUCGGGUAGUACAGAGUUACGGCGUGGACGACCAUGUUUACAACUUUGCAUUUUUCCUCCUUGUGUGCUACACCACGAUGACAACCGUCUCGGCUCACUACGGAUUCGGGCAACGCGUUGCCGAGAUAGGCGACUUGGACGACCUGGCCAAUACCAUUCUCUUUGAGGCCAUUGGACAAGUAUUUGCCGUCAUCGGUAUGGCCGUGGCGAAGUGGUCGCUGGGUCUCUUCUUGCUGCGUCUUGUCACACAGGCAUGGCACAAAAUCGCCAUCUGGGUCACCAUGGGCAGUUUGAUGGCGGCCUCCAUCUCGGUCUGCUUCGUCUUCUGGCUGCAAUGCACACCGCCAGCCUACCUGUACGACCGGCGCAUUCCAGGUGGUUACUGCCACAUUAACACGACCCCUGUAUCUUUUACUCUGUGCAUUCUCUGCGUCAUAGCAGACUUCUUUUUUGCCCUGUUCCCGUGGCUGUUCCUGUGGAAGCUCCAGAUGAACCAACGCGAGAAGAUGGUCAUCGCGAUAAGUCUGAGCUUGGGCCUGUUCGCCGGGGCAUGCGGUAUCAAGCGCACAAUCGAAGUCCCCAAUCUCUCCAGCGCCGACUAUCCCUAUGACACAGUCGGCCUGAUCGUCUGGUCCGCCGCCGAGAUCGCCGUCACCAUGGUCUGCAUCGGCAUCCCCAUCUGCCGUCCGCUCUACAAGCAAUGGCUCGACCGGAUGCUCAGUUACGGGUACGGGUCCGGGGUCGGGUCGGGCGGAUACCAAAAACAAAAGGGCCGCAGCGGCGAGGACAACUCCCACCGCGGGUACGGCCUGCGCACCUUUGGCGGCGGCACCAUGCCGGGCCGCGCCCACCAAGCCGGGUCCCACCCCAACAACAACGCCGCCGGCGACAGCUCCAGCGAUAUCAUCUCGGAUACCGACAGCAAGGGGGGUGCCGGCGGUGCCGGCGCCGCGACCCUCUCGGGCGCCAAGGUGGGUAUGGAUGGUCCGUUUCACGAGGCGACGGCCGUCGGAGGGUUGGAGUGGAAUGGGAGCGAGGAGGAGAUCCUGGGGUCGGAGUCCAGGGUGAAGACGGCUGUGAGUGAUGUCGAGGCGGGGAGGCAUGGGCAGAGGCAUGGGCAGAAGAAGCAGAGCAUUCAGGUGACGGAGCAGUGGAGUGUCGACCGGACAUAGGACAUAGGUUCGUGAGGUGAUAAUGUUUGGGGAGACGGCAGGCUUUUGUGUUUAGGGGGGAGAGGGGAUACGCGUGGGCUUAGACGAUAUAUAGGGGGGUGGGGCCUACAACUGAAAACUAGA
Molecule: messenger RNA, 1539 nt
Organism: Chaetomium fimeti
Lineage: Eukaryota; Fungi; Ascomycota; Sordariomycetes; Sordariales; Chaetomiaceae
Exons: 5
Coding region: 148-1416 (422 amino acids)
Source: RefSeq, a predicted model, not a curated record